Molecule: messenger RNA, 1224 nt
Organism: Nerophis lumbriciformis (worm pipefish)
Lineage: Eukaryota; Metazoa; Chordata; Actinopteri; Syngnathiformes; Syngnathidae
Source: RefSeq, a predicted model, not a curated record
AUGAAAGGACUCGCCGACCGACCUGUCGGUUACACUGUGGAGCUUCUGGGGGGUGGAGCUAGCCUUGAUGAUGUCAUCGACGAGCGCAUCUGCGAGCAGGCUCUGGCAGAGAAGAGCGCCUUCGUGGUGGGCGACCUGGGCGCUCUGAUGCGCCAGCACGCCCGUUGGCAGAGCGCCGUACCGCGACUGCAGCCGUACUUCCCGCUCCUCAACCUGGCGCUGGAGCACGGAGUAGCGCCCGACAAUAUCAUCCUUUCGGGUAUCUGCAAGCAGCUCGCACUCAUCAAGGCCGCGGCCAAACAUGACGUGCAGCACCUCGUGUGCGACAAUGAGGCUGAGCUAACGAAGAUCGCGCGCUUCCACCCGCGUGCUAAGCUGUUGCUUCUGCUCAACACUGAAGCCCACGCGGCCGAGACCAGCCUGGCCUUGGGCGCGUCCCUGAAGAGCUGCCGCCGCCUUUUGGAAGCGGCCAAGGCUCUGGACAUGGAGGUCGUCGGCGUGUCCUUCCACGUACCGGCGACCUGCCCGGAGCCGCAACGGGCUUACGGGCACGCGCUGGCCGACGCCCGUUGUGUCUUCGACAUGGGGGCGGACCUGGGCUUCCACAUGAACAUCCUGGAUAUCGGCGGAGGAUUCAGCGGCUCGGACUUCCAACUCAAACAGGUGGAAUCCGCCAUCGUGCCGCUGCUGGACGCUUACUUCCCGUCGCUAUCCGGCGUUCACGUUCUGGCCCAGCCGGGCGCCUUCUACGCGGCUUCGGCCUUCAGCCUGGCGGUCAACGUGAUCGGCAAAGAAGCGGCGACCCGCCGCUGGGAUGGCUUAGCUUCAGGUGACAAAAGCGAGGACGCGGAGUUCCUGUACUACAUGAGCGAGGGUGUUUACGGGCCGUUUGGUGUCAAGCUCCUUGGGAACGCCGUGGCCGCGCCGACGGUGCAUAAGCACGCGCCGUGCACGGAUACGGCGGCGUACCCCAGUAGCUUGCGGGGUCCCACGCUGGACGAGCUGGACCUGGUGGUGGAGCGCUGCCUCCUGCCCGAGCUGAGCGUGGGCGACUGGCUGAUCUUUGCCAACAUGGGCGCCUGCGGCCUGGACGACAACGCCGGCGGCACGUGCGCCUCGCCACAGCCGCCCGUCUACUACGCCGCCGCCGCAUCGGACUGGUACGAAAUGCAGGAGGCGGGCGUGACGCUGGACGGCGCCAUCAAAACCUUCUCCUUCGUUUAG